Batrachochytrium dendrobatidis JAM81 is the source of this 2607-nucleotide messenger RNA. RefSeq lists its product as uncharacterized. Bases 1 to 2607 code for a protein of 868 amino acids. The transcript is spliced from 3 exons. The record is from RefSeq and is a predicted model, not a curated record. Gene Ontology annotation, biological process: lipid metabolic process. NCBI's taxonomy places the organism in Eukaryota, Fungi, Chytridiomycota, Chytridiomycetes, Rhizophydiales.
AUGGAUGCAGUCACACCGGCACCUGUAGUGCAUCACAAAGAUCGAGUAGCGAACAGUACCACUAUAGUAAAUCAUAAAGAUCGAGUAGCAAAUCGUGACACUACAGCACUGGAGGCUUUGGUUGACGAACCAAAGUCAUCUUUACAAGAUACAGUAUUGAAUGCACAAGUUCCACAUUCAGCAUUUGUCGACCAUCAGCCACCAAGACCAUCUUUGCCACAAUUAUCACCAACAGAACAGCAGUCGAAUUCAAUUGAAUCUGGCUUGCCCAAUGUGCUAGAAAACACUCAUAUCGUAGACCAGAUUUCUGCUGCAUCGCCAACGGCCAAGACACCUUCAUGCGCCGAGCCAUUUAAUCAAUCUAUAUUGAGCAACUCUCAGCAAGAAAAUAGAACAUCUAUUCCAGUUCCCGCUGCUUCUCAGCAUGUUUCUCCUACCAACAGCCUUAAUCGUAAAAGCCUGGACCGAUGUUCACAAUUUCAAGGAGAAAGUGUUCUUUCAAGUGGCAUGUGCGACCGCAACGCCCCAUGCGCCUCCGAUCCUGUAGAUAUCAAGUAUGGUCCAAAAUCGGCGCGAUUACACAGAUUUGAUAUCUCAUUGCGGGAUAGAGCCGAGCCUGCUGUUGAAGAUCCUGUCGAUAUUGGUCCAACCAUUGAAGAGUAUCACCCACCCGAAGCAUUUCCUCCAGGACCCCUCGAACCUGCCUUGGAUGAUGUUGAGGAGCAUAUGGCACGUAAAGUCGAUUCCAUGGGAAAUAUUUUGUACAUUAUCAUUUUGGUGGUCAUUAUUGGAUCACCUCUGAUCGUCAUCAGCGCAUUAUACGGAUACUGGAUUGUGCUUUCAUACAUCACAAUGGGGACUUGUAUUGCUGCCGCUGUAUCAAUCGGACUAAUUAAUUUUGUUAAGCGAGUACAACGAAGCGGGGCGGUUCUUUUUACAGUAUCCAACGUGCCUGAAAAUAUGACUCCUACAGAAUAUUUAAGGUCCAUGUAUCUUUCCACAUUAGGGUUUGAUGAUGGUCAUGAUAUGAUACACAAACUGGCAGAAAUUGGAAUCGCUGUUGGACUUUGGGCUCUUUUUAGUACUCUAAUUUUUACUACUAUUGCAAACAACAUAAAAUUUGCUGCUGCAGGUCUUGCUAUGUUGGUUGUGAGCAUAGUGGUGAGAUUUCCAUUUGCUCGAAAAGGCCUGUCAAGCUAUGUAGAUAAUACGUAUAUGGUAGCUUUAGACGGACGACGGUACUACAAUGGCAAAUCGUUAUGGCCGGCUAUUAUUUUGUUUGUACUGAGAGUGAUCUUUUUUUGCCUUGGGUUUAUAUCCCUAGUCUACUACGAUGGCAAUUUUACUGAACUUUCUGGGCUAUUUAGUACUACCAAGGUUCUCAAAUGGAUCUCGGUUUUUGUGUAUGUGAUCAUUACGCUAUUGCGCGAUUUGGUGUUUUUGAUUCCCAUGUCAACUCGACUUGAACAAUACAAGAGCUCCAUGAACUUUCGAGCCAUUGCACUCGGUGUCAUUACCAUUGCUCAAGUUAUAAUUGCUAUAUCUGCCUGUGUUGCUGUAAAUGGAUACUCUUCUUCAAUGGCAGUCGUAGCAUCUUAUCUUGCCAUUGAUUUUCGGCAUCCACGAUGUUCGUGGACAAUUUACCACAACUCAUAUUUUCAAGAACAUAUCAAUCUUCGAGCAAAACGGCGCGGAAUUAAAAACACUCGUAGCACGCUCAGAGUUCUUGGUCUUAUUUUGUUUAUAGCCAUCACGAUUGGAUUUUUUGCAGGAAGUACAAAAACGCUUCCAUUUUCUAAUCUACAUCAAUAUGGUAGUCCAACUCAAAGUUACCAGAAAUCAAAAAUCAAGCCGCCCGUAUGUGCAAUGGAUAUUCUUGGAUUGGACAUUCAAGACUAUGCGGCCUUGGCGCUUGCAGCGUAUGAUGCAGAACCCAUAAACUCACCCUCGCCAUGGAUAAAACGGCCCCAUUUGGCAAACUUUACACCAGGGAUUUAUGGUUCGAUCGAUCCAACAGGAAAGUCAUUCUAUAUCGAAUUUAGAGCUCCAGCGCCGAGUAAUUUAUCGAUUAUUGCUGUACGGGGUACACUGUCAUUUACAGAUAUUUUCCAGGAUAUAUACAUGUACAGCACUUCAGUACUAUUGCAAUCAAGUUCAUAUUUUGGCACAUUGGUGAAUCUAUGGCCAGUGGAGAUUACUUCACUGGCGGUAUAUCUGAUCUCGAGUGUUGGACGACCAGGACUGUCUCUUUCGUACUGGACAGCAGUGGCCAAACAAGUGCGAUUGCUGCAGACACAGGAUGGCAGAGAGGUUGUUAUUACAGGACACAGUUUGGGCGGAGCGAUUGCAGGGAUUGUGGGUUCCAACAUGGGUAUCCCAGCAAUCGGAUUUUCUGCGCCAGGAUUGGGAUUUCAAACUAUAAAUUAUGGUUUUAGUUUGGCCAACUUGGAAUCGACGUUUGUGAAUAUUGUGCCCAAUCAUGACGUUGUACCAACAUUUGAUGUGCAGUAUGGGUUUAUUCAAGAUAUAUCGUGCUAUAGUGGAGAACCACUUAGUUGCCAUAGCUUGCUAUUAACACAGAUCACGUUGGCUGAAUUGUGCAACUGA